AUGGGGCCUGAAGCCCUGUCAGAAGAAAUCAAACUCGGCUGGUGUAUAUCUCAGAAGUCUCACGCCUGCACUGACGGGGUGCUUACCCACGCUGAGAAACUUGUUUCAACUUGGAUCAGAUCUUCUGGGGUCAGAGCAGGGCUCCACAACAUGGGGAAUACCUGCUAAGUGAAUGCGUUGCUACAGUGUCUGACCUACACGCCGCCCCUCACAGAUGACAUGCUGUCCCAGGAGCAGUCUGCAACCUGUGGGAAGCAGGGCUCCUGCAUGUGGUGUACAAGGAAGGAUCACAUAACCCGAGCCCUCUGUCAUCCAGGCCAUGUCAUGGAGCCCCAACGUGCACUGGCUACACGCUUCCACCGACACCAACAGGAAGACGCCCAUGAAUUUCUCAUGUCCACUCAGGAUGCCAUGCAGAAAGCCUGCCUGAGUAGCCACAGGCACUUCCGCAGCUUCUCUCCAGAUACCACCCUGAUCCGUCAAAUCUUUGGCGGCUACUGGAGAUCUCAGAUCCAGUGUCGCCACAGCCAGGGAGUGUCAGACAUCUUUGACCCUUACCUGGACAUUACCCUGGAUAUCCAAACAUCCCAGAGUGUCACCCAAGCUUUGGAAGAGUUGGUCACGGACGAAGAGCUGGAUGGUGAAAAUUCAUAUCAUUGUAGGAUUUGUCAUAGGAAGGUGCCGGCUUCCAAAAUGCUGACUUUGCACACUUGUCCUGAGGUCCUUAUCCUUGUACUGAAGGGCUUCUCAUACUUGACUGGUGACAAAACUGCUGAGCACGUGUGCUAUCCUGAGACUCUUGACGUGAGCAGAUGCAUGUCUCAGCAGGACGGAGGAUCGGCUGUUUACAGACUCUGUGUGGUGCUGGUCCAUGCUGGGUGGACUUAGCACACGGGGCAUUACCUCUCUUACGUCAAGGCUGGCAAUGGCAAGUGGUAUCAAAUGGAUGAUGCCAAGGUGUCAGCAUGUGAUGUGACCUGUGUGCUGAGCCAACAAGCCUACGUCCUGUUUUACAUUCACCAGAAUGAAUUGAUCAGAGAGACUGGGAGUGUGCCACAGGGUGGUGGAGCAAGACGCCAUGGGAUGGAGGACACAGAUGUGGGGACAAAGUCCGGGGUGUCCAAAGAAGAUGAUAAAGUAAACGUUUCAGCGGUGGAGGAGGAGCACCUGGAGGAAACAGCCACCGAGCAAAUAACUUUAGAGGAGUGGAAAUUUCUGCAAACAUGA
Messenger RNA from Trichechus manatus latirostris (Florida manatee), 1227 nucleotides. RefSeq names its product ubiquitin carboxyl-terminal hydrolase 17-like protein 17. The record is from RefSeq and is a predicted model, not a curated record. Gene Ontology annotation, biological process: protein deubiquitination; regulation of apoptotic process. Gene Ontology annotation, cellular component: nucleus; cytosol. Gene Ontology annotation, molecular function: cysteine-type deubiquitinase activity. NCBI's taxonomy places the organism in Eukaryota, Metazoa, Chordata, Mammalia, Sirenia, Trichechidae.